Molecule: messenger RNA, 3852 nt
Organism: Symbiodinium pilosum
Lineage: Eukaryota; Dinophyceae; Suessiales; Symbiodiniaceae
Source: the annotation of a GenBank genome assembly
AUGCGGGCCGAGGUUUUUUCCAAUUGGGCAGUCAUUCAGCCCGUAGCUCGCUUGCAGUCGUCGACAAAUCCCAGGCAAUACCGGCGACAUGUCUUUUCACCGGAAAGCGUUUUUUACACCAUGGGAAAUGAGCGCCUGCCCCUGACUGCUUAUCUCGAAAAGGCAAAUAUCUCGGGCCUGAUGGUUCUGCAGGACGGUGAGAUCAAACUUGAGUACUACGGCAAAGGUCUGAACCGGGAGAGUCGUAACCACAUCUGGUCCGCAAGCAAGAGCUUUACCUCAACACUUGUGGCGAUGGCACAUUUUGAAGGCAGGAUUGAAAGUCUGGAUGACAAGGUGGAGCGAUACGCCCCGCAGUUCAGCGGCACUGCUUACGGCGAAAGCUCGAUCCGCCACGUAUUGAUGAUGUCAUCCGGCAUUAACUUCUUUCAUUUCAAAGGCAAGCCUGACCGCAACGAUAUGUACUGGGACAUCAUCCAGGAGCGGCAGGACUUUGAUGCAUGGGCCGGUGCGCUGGGGCGCCGUGUACCCCCAGGGACGGACUUCAACUACAUCGCCACAGAUACCCAUGUGCUGGCUGCGGUUCUCAGGGGAGUUUAUGGACUCCCCUUUACCGAGAUCGUGCAGGAUCGACUCUGGCAGCGCGGUGGAUUCGGCGGCGAUGCAACCUGGGGUCUGGAUGGUAGCGGUCACGCUAUGGGGCACUGCUGCCUCUCAUUGCGCCUGGAAGAGUUUGCUCACCUUGGCCAGCUCUACGUUGAAGACCUUGUUAUGGAAGGUGAUCAGACGGUUCGCGACGACUGGUUCUCCAUGGUCGAAAACCCCCAGGCACCAUUCCAGGAACCUCGAAUCGAUGAAGUCGGUGACCUGCAGCGUGGCUACAGCGUCCAGUUCUGGAUACCCCAUAACUAUGAUCAGGAGUUUAUUGCAGCGGGUGCGUUCGACCAGUAUCUGUGGAUCGAUCGCCGACAAGGGACUGUGGUGGCCCAGUUCUCGACAGGACAACCGAUGUUGUUCGCCGAAGGUGAAAACGGAAAGGUGGAUGGAAGGGUUGAACGCACAGCCGCGACGCGCCGGGAAAUCCUGAACGCGACGCGCGGGCUGAUUCUUGGUGGGACUAUCGAUCCCACCGCCAGAGAGAUUGCCGACAGUGCUGGCAUUACACCAAGGACUCUGUUCCGACACUUUCCGGAUAUGGACUCGUUGCACCGCAGCCUGAUCGCGGAUGCUGAGGGUAAAGCAGCGGCUGUGAUGGAUGAACCUUUUACCGUGCAGGCGGAGAGUAGUUGGCAUGAACAGAUACAGCAGGUGAUUGAUCGACGUGUUCGGGUUUAUGAGUCGUUGCUGCCGCUUUAUAUAUCAACCAUCUGGAGCCGGUAUCGUGCGUCGACAUCUGAUUCCGGCCAGCGAGCGGGUAUAGCGCGACGACGUAAAAGGCUGAUGGACAUUCUCCCCGAAGAAAUCACGCGGGAUCAGGUCGUGUUUGAAGCCGUUGAUGGCGUGUUGGGUAUAGACUACUGGGUCAGCCUGCGACGGGAUCAGCGAUUGAGUGCAACAACAUGGGUUCUGUUCUAUGCGAUUCUGCUGGUUCAGAUGGCCGCCUGCAGCAAUGGUGCUGAUAUCGAAAUUGACCGAAGCGAAUACCAUGACAGACUGCGUGGAUUCUGGCUGGGCAGUUCCAUUGCGAACUGGACCGGUUUGCCAACUGAAAAUGUUCGUGCUGCGCCGCCGUUCUUCAAUGACGAUGAUUGGCAGAAGCGGAUCGGUCGGGCAGGAGAAGUUGUCGAUUAUGUGCUGGGCAAUGACCCAUGGGGCGCGGAUGACGAUACGGAUAUUGAGUACGUUUAUCAAAAGGCCAUGGAGCAAAGCGACAGCUACAUGCUCACGGCUGAACAGAUUGCUGCUGCAUGGCAGAGGCACAUAGGUCUACCGUUGCUGUGGGUGUCGAACCUUGCGGCACUUGGGCAGAUGCAGAAUGGGGCGCUGCCGCCGGUAACCUCCCUGCCUGAGAACAAUCCAAUGUGGGACAUGAUUGAUGCGCAACUGACCACUGAAAUAUUUGGUGCCAUGGCCCCGGCGCGCCCGGAUGUGGCGCUGCAGAUGUCGCAUCUGCCCAUCCGUACUACAGCUUACCUGCAUUCGGAGUGGGCUGCGGAGUUCUACGUGAUCAUGCAUUCCCUGGUUGCACUGGCCGAUCCCGGUUUGUCGCGCAAAGAGCAGGUGUUCUGGAUGGCUCGGGAAGCCCGCAAGCGCGUACCGGACUGGUCGUACAUUGCGGAUAUGUAUGACUUCGUCGAGGCACAAUACGACGGCAACCCAGACAAAGAUAACUGGGAGCAGACCCGCGACAGAGUCUAUGAACGCUACCAGGUACAGGGGGCGGCCGGCUAUGAGUACAAGUAUCCCUGGGAUGCGGGCAUCAACUUCGCCGCUUCAAUCGUAAGUCUGCUUUAUGGGGAAGGGGACUAUAGAAAAACGAUCCGCAUCGGCACCCUUGCGGGUUGGGAUUCGGACAACCCAACGGCAACCUGGGGUGGCUUAUUGGGAUUGUUGUACGGCUAUGAGGCGCUGCAGGACUACUUCAAUAAAACGGACUUCUCUGAUGACUAUCUGAUUACCCGCACACGCUACAACUUUCCUGCAGCGCCCGAUAACUUCACGGACAUGGCGACGCGUGGUCUGGACAUCAUCGAUGGCGUCGUCGUGCAGGGUAUGGGCGGCGACGUUGUUGACGGCCACUGGGUGAUUCCAGCCAUGCAUGAUGACAUUGUCAGGUCUGCAGUUGAAGAGACGGUUAUACCGUGGGAGACCAUCGAAGAUACGGACCCCCGCUGGCAGUACAGCGGUUUCACCACUGAAGGUCAGAAAUGGAACGCAUCCGGGGCGACUUUGACGUCGGGCCAGUCCGAUUGCGCUGCCGAAAUAAUGUUCAGUGGCACGGCAGUGCAGUACUACGCGUUCAGACAUGCUGGGGCUGGGAAGGUAAGCGUUGCCCUGGAUGGGGAGCAGAGUAUCGUCGACCUGUCUAACAACGCCAGCGAACAUGGACGGUCAAUGCAAGUCGAAAACAAACUUACGCCCAGCGAAGAGCAGAUCAAAGGAUUCUUUACGCCAGGUGCGGAAGGGCCAAUCUAUAUGCUUAAUCUGCUUAAGUUCAAAGAGAAAGCCGAAUACGCGGAUGGGCGCGAAACCGACUUAUCCGGCGUUGAAGCUUAUGCGCUGUAUGGCGCGGCUGUUUCGGAAAUACUGGUGAACCUUGGUGGUGGCGGUAUGUUCAACGCCAAGGUUGAACGGCUGAUGCUGGGUGAGGUUGAAGAGCUGUGGGAUUCGGUUGCCAUCGCCAUGUAUCCAAACAGACAAGCCAUGAUCGAGAUGAUGCAGUCAGAAGAAUAUCAGGCGAUUCAUCAUCACCGGGAUGCGGGGCUGGCUGGACAGUUGAAUAUCGAGACCACAAAUGCCGGUGGUAUCUGGCUGGGUGGUUCUGGUAUCGAUUCAGCGUUCCAUGUGGGUAACGCUGCCAUCAGCGUAUUCCCAUAUCAGUUGUUCGCCAUCCAUAUAACGACGUACGACUACUGGCCCCCAGCCGAACGCUUUGAAUUCCAGCACGCCGUUGUUCCAGAACAUGCCGGCGGAACUUCGGGGGCAAUACUCGCGAUCACCCAGGGUAAACAGCACGGCGCCUUCGGUGUCAUUAGAGUUGUAACUGGCGGUGCUGUUUGGCCCGGAGUCGUGAAUGAUGCCGCUGGUGGUGACAACAACACGUGGGCCGCACUGUUCUAUGCGCUCGACGUGACCAACGCGGCCCGAGACGCCGCGCCAGAGGCCGCGAAUAUCGUCAGCACCCCCGGGUAG